ACCCCGUCGUGGAGUGGGAAGAGGGGUGCAUACAGUACCAACAUACAACCCUCACUGAGCGCACGAAGUCGGGUGAGCCCUGGCAGUUUAGAGAAACAUCCUCUAACAGGCUACUGAAAUCAGAAAAGUUACUAAACUGAAGUUGAACGUUUGGAUUUCGGACUCUGCCAUAUCACACAUACGAAAGAAAACUAUGCCAAAGUGGAAAUAAUAUUUGAUCACGGAUGAAUUCUGCUAAAACUUCCUCGUUUAGUCUUGGAUUUACGAAGCUCACUCGGAUCCAAGAAGAGCCCAGUUAUGUGAACGAUCUCGUAGGCAACCAGCAUAAUGUGACCUGGAGGUUUGAUAUGAGCUAUCAAUAAAUUAUCGUAUUUGUGUAGAGAAAUAGCAAUCGUCCCGCACGGAGUUAUUCGUUGACUGGCUCUCACCAAAGACUACCCCAGCGCAGCGGACAGGCACAGAGAAGAGAGAGCAAGACGGCGUGGUAGGCUAUUUCAACAGAAGAAGGAAACAGAACAUCUAUGAAAACAGAACAGAACAUCUAUGAAAAUACUCAUUAUUUAGAUUGAAUAGAAUUCGUUUCCGUCCUCUGCUGCUUUGGAAUGAUGCCUGCGCGUUCUGUGGGUAUUUACUUUCUACUCGGAUUUAUUCACAUUUGUUCAGGAUCUCGUCUGCGUCAGGAUGACUCCCCUCCUCGGAUCGUGGAGCACCCCUCUGACCUCAUCGUGUCCAAGGGGGAGCCGGCCACCCUCAACUGCAAGGCGGAGGGGCGUCCCGCCCCCACGGUGGAGUGGUACAAGGACGGGGAGCGGGUGGAGACAGACCGGGACAACCCCCGUUCCCACCGCAUGUUGCUGCCCAGUGGCUCCCUCUUCUUCCUGCGCAUCGUCCACGGCCGACGUAGCAAGCCAGACGACGGCAGCUACGUGUGUGUGGCCCGUAACUACCUGGGCCAGGCCAUUAGCCACAACGCCUCACUGGAAGUAGCCAUACUGCGUGAUGACUUUAGACAGAACCCAGCGGAUGUGAUGGUGGCGGCGGGGGAACCUGCCGUACUGGAGUGCCAACCCCCCCGUGGGCAUCCUGAGCCCACCAUCUCAUGGAGGAAAGACGGUAGCAACAUCAAUGACAGGGAUGAGCGCAUCACGAUCCGCAGCGGGAAGCUGAUGAUCACCAACGCCAGGAAGAGUGACGCAGGGAAAUACAUUUGUGUGGGGACCAAUAUGGUGGGAGAGAGGGAGAGCGAAACUGCAGAACUGACUGUUCUAGAGCGCCCAGGGUUUGUGAAGAGGCCCAGUAGUGUUAUGGUGCUGGCAGAUGAGAGUGUGGAGUUCCACUGUGAGGCACAGGGAGAUCCGGUCCCCACUGUCCGCUGGAGGAAAGAGGAUGCAGACCUACCCAAGGGGAGGUAUGAGAUCCUAGAGGACCACACCCUGAGCGUACGAGAUGUAAGACUGUCAGACGAGGGCUCCUACACAUGUGUUGUGGAGAACAUGGUGGGGAAGGCUGAGGCAUCAGCUACACUGACAGUACACGUCUUCACUGUGCCCCCAGCGUUCGCCAUGCGCCCCAGAAACCAGGUGGUGGCGGUGGGGAGAACGGUCACCUUCCAGUGUGAGGCCACUGGCAACCCCCAACCUGCUAUCUUCUGGCAGAGGGAGGGCAGCAAUAGCCUGCUAUUCUCCUACCAGCCCCCUCAGCCCUUCAGCCGUCUCUCUGUGUCCCAGACUGGCAGUCUGACCAUCGCAGAUGCUCAGCGCUCUGACGCCGGGUACUACAGCUGUCAGGCCCUCAACAUCGCUGGCUCCGUCAUCACCAAGGCCCUGCUGGAGGUCACUGACAUGGUGUCGGACCGCCCCCCUCCCGUGAUCCGACAGGGCCCGUCCAAUCAUACGGUACCUGCGGAGAGCACAGUGGUCCUGGGUUGCCAAGCAACAGGGACACCCACACCAACAGUUCACUGGAAGAAAGACGGGGUGAUGUUGUCCCCCGAGGAGGCCCGCAUCACCCAGAUAGACACAGGAGCCCUGCAGAUCCGCUACGCUAAGCUUGGAGAUACAGGCGUCUACACAUGCGUGGCGUCCAGCCCCAGUGGAGAGGCAUCCUGGAGGGCUUACCUGGAGGUGGAAGAGUUCGGAGUAGUAGUCCAGCCAGGUCGACCCACAGACCCUAACCUGAUCCCCAGCGGCCCAUCCAAGCCUGACGUGACUGACGUGAGCCGCACCUCAGUCACUCUGUCCUGGAAGUCCAACCCAAAUGCUGGGGCCACGCCCACCUCCUAUGUCAUCGAAGCAUUCAGUCACGCGUCGGGGAGUAGCUGGGUGACUCUGGCUGACCACGUGAAGAUGGAGACCUUUGUCCUGAAGAACCUCAAGCCAGGUGCAGUUUACCUGUUUCUGGUGAGAGCAGCCAACGCCUACGGCCUCAGUGACCCCAGCCCCAUCACUGAUGCAGUCAGGACACAAGACACCCCUCCCACCAGCCAGGGGGUAGACCAUCGUCAGAUCCAGAGGGAGCUGGGGGAUGUGGUGAUCCAUCUCCACAACCCCACCAUCCUCUCUUCCUCUUCUGUCAGGGUGCAGUGGACGGUGGAGCAGCAGUCUCCAUACAUCCAGGGUUACAAGGUGAUGUACAGGGCGUCUGCGGAGCUGGGCCAGCCGGGGGGGCAGUGGGGCGUGUUCGAGGUGCGGAACCCUGGAGAGGACGGUGCUGUGGUGCCUCAGCUGAAGAAGGGGGUCACCUACGAGUUCAAAGUGCGUCCCUUCUUUGAUGAGUUCCAGGGAGCGGACAGCGAAGUGAAGGUGGCCAGGACGCCUGAGGAAGCUCCCAGUGGAGCCCCCCGAGGUGUUACCAUCACGAAGAGUGAUGCCAAUGGGACCGCCAUCCUGGUCGCUUGGCAACCGCCUCCUGCGGAGGAACAGAACGGAAUGGUACAGGAGUACAAGAUCUGGUGCCUGGGCAAUGAGAGCCGUUACCACGUCAACCGGACAGUAGAUGGCUCCACCUUCUCCGUGCUAAUCCCCAGCCUGGCGCCAGGGAUACGCUACAGUGUGGAGGUCGCCGCUAGCAACGGUGCUGGCCCAGGGGUCAAGAGUGAUGUCACCUUCUUUCAACUUGACUCUACAGGUCAGAUGAUGGACAGUCGUGAGGACCAGGACACAUUGUCUCAGAUCUCAGACGUGGUCAAACAGCCGGCGUUCAUCGCGGGCAUCGGUGCUACCUGCUGGGUGGUCCUCAUGGUGUUCAGUGUGUGGCUCUACCGCCACCACAAGAAGAGGAGUGGCCUCAGCAGCAGCUACGCCGGCAUACGCAAAGUUCCAUCUUUCACCUUCACUCCUACAGUGAACUAUCAGAGAGGAGGAGAGUCUGUCUGCAGUGCUGGGAGACCCGGGCUGCUGAACAUGGGUGAGGGUGUGAACCAGCCGUGGCUGCCAGACUCCUGGCCCAACGCCUGUGCCAACCACAAAGACUGCAGCAUCAACUGCUGCAACACUGGAAACGGCACCAGCGACAGCAACAUGACCACCUACAGCCGCCCAGCUGACUGCAUCGCCAACUAUGGCAGCCAGUUGGAGAACCAGCAGGGGGGUCUUUUGGGGUCUGAACAGGCCGUGUACAGCGACGUGGACCUCUCCAACAAACUCAAUGAGCUCAAGACCUUCAACAACCCCAGCCUGUGCUACAUGGGCCCAGGGGCAGGGCCGCCCACCCCUUACGAGCCCACCCCCUACGCCACCACCCAGCUCAUCCAGUCUAGCAUCCUUAACAAGGCUGGAGCUGCAGGGGCCACUGAUAUACGCUGUUGGAACCAGCCCCCGUCCCAGCUGCAGAAAGCACAUAUGCAGUACAACAUCAUGGAGCAGAGCAACAGGCUCAAUAAAGACCACUAUAGAGGAGAUGGGCCUCUGCAAGGCACCGUCCCGUACAACCAGGCCCACGAACACAACACAGGAGGCUCCCUCCACAGCUCUGACAGGGGCAGCAACAGCACCUCUGGGAGCCAAAGUCAUAAGAAGGGAACUCGCACCCCCAAACUGCCCAAAACUAACACAGUGACCCGGGGUGAACCUCUGCCCCCUUCCCCUGCCAACCCCCCACCAAGCCGGAGUUGUGACGAAUAUACCCUGCCCAUGGAAAAAAGCUUUAACCCAGAUGCCCUAUGCCCAAUGCUUCCCUCACGGAUGUACCUGCAUCCGGAUGAGAUGGAGGAAGAGGAGGCGGAGGAGGGGAUGGAUAGAUGUCCCACCCCCCCUGUCAGAGGGGCAGCCUCAUCCCCUGAGGGUCUGUCCUACAGUCACCAGUCUACGGCAACUCUCACCCCCUCCCCCCAGGGAGACCAGCACAAUGGCCUACACAAUGGAACAGACCACCACAGACAACACGUGGCCAGCCCCCCUCCUUCCCCGCUCCCCCUCUCCCCCCCACACACCUACGGCUACAUCUCCAGCCCCCUGGAGCUGGAUACUGACGGCCAGGAGGAAGAGGGCGAGGAGGAUGAAGAAGAGGCAGGGGAUGAGAUGGAUGCAGACAUGGCCCAGAGUCACUACCACCAGCACCAAAAUAACCACCAGCCCCACCAGCAACUGCGCCACCAGCAGCACCCCCGUUCCCCACGCAGGCUGCACCUCCGGGGGCUGGAGCAGACGCCUGCCUCCAGCACGGGGGAUCUGGAGAGUUCCGUGACGGGCUCCAUGAUUAACGGCUGGGGCUCGGCCUCCGAGGAGGACAACGGCUCGUCAGGACGCUCCAGCGCCGUCAGCUCCUCAGACGGAUCCUUCUUCACAGACGCAGACUUCGCCCAGGCUGUGGCCAACACUGGAGAUUACACAGCAGGCCUACGCAUGGCCAGGUUCCCAGAGGAUACAGGACCAGCAGGGCGAAGGCACCAGCGUCCCAGCAGCCCACUGUCCACAGACAGCAACAUGAGCUCUGCAGUGAUGCAGAAGAGACCGCCCAAGAGGCACAAGCAGCACCAGGCCCAGGUUGGCCACCAAGGUCACCUGAAGAGGAAUGACUUCACAGACGACUCCUGCAUGCCCUUGAAGUCCCCUAGUCACAUGUCGCGGUGUGGCUAUGAGGUGAGAGGUGCUACGCUCCCGAGGAUUGGCUCUGGGGAGGGUCGGGGCCGAAGAGGGAGUGCAGGAGGCCAGAAGACCAGAGAGGGCUCUGUAGAGAGACGGGAGGGCCAGGACAAGAAUAGGACUCCACAGGGAGGCAAGGGGAGCAGCAAAGCCCGUCAGCCACCAGGUUCUGAGGACAUCCCCCCGUACAGCAGGCCCUCCUUCCCCUCGGUGCAGGGCCAGAGCCAGGCUCAGAGCUCCUCCAGCUCCAUGUCCUCCCGGGGAUCUGGGGGACGGAGGAGAGAUGGGGCCCGCAGGAACCCCACAGACACACUGCCCAGCAUCACAGGCUUCCAGACCCAGGAAGAGGAGCUAGAGCUUCUGGAGAGCUGAGGAUCAUGGGAGAAGAAAAGGAAAGGGGAUCUGACAUCACAAUUCAGUGACUAUUAUGUAAAUUACUUUUCAUAUCAUACAGAACAAAAAAAAAACUGAACAAUAUUGAAUAUUUGUUUUUCUUAUUACAAUUUCUCAUUAGAUGUCCAUCUUCCAGGAAAAAAGAAAGUGAGAAAAAAGGUGCAAUCGCGUUUGAGUCUGUUAACUCACUGGUAUGAAGCACCAUUAGAUCAUUGUUUACUUGACUUGUUGCUAGAGAACUGGCUUCCAUUCGCCUCGAUGAAAGUAGUCACAGCCUCAAUGAAAGUACAUGCACAUUAGAUGGUUGUUGUCAGUGUAUACAGAUACCUUGUCUUGGACCACCUGAUGUGGUACAUGUCUGUUGCCCCUGUAAUUAAUAUUUGGACAUCACUAUCCAUCUUGUAAAUUGUUUGUUAAUUUUACUGCCACAAAAAUUGCUACAAUGGGAAUUUGACAUUUGUUUUUAAUGUAUUUUUGUAAUGCACUGUUAUUGUUUUGUUAUUGAUGUUGGUCUUGUCAAUGUGCAUUAUUUGUUCUACUUUGGUUUCAAAAGCACAAUCACUUAACUUUAUUUUAAACUAUUGUUAUCUAUGACCUUUCGUCAUACAAGAGGAACAAUGACACAAAUGAUCUUGUUAAUCGUUGUCUAUAUACAGUGGGGCAAUAAAGUAUUUAGUCAGCCACCAAUUGUGCAUGUUCUCCCACUUAAAAAGAUGAGAGAGGCCUGUAAUUUUCAUCAUAGGUACACUUCAACUAUGACAGACAAAAUGAGAAAAAAAAUCCAGAAAAUCACAUAGGAUUUUUAAUGAAUUUAUUUUCAAAUUAUGGUGGAAAAUAAGUAUUUGGUCAAUAACAAAAGUUUAUCUCAAUACUUUGUUAUAUACCCUUUGUUAGCAAUGACAGAGGUCAAACGUUUUCUGUAGGUCUUCACAAGGUUUUCACACACUGUUGCUGGUAUUUUGGCCCAUUUCUCCAUGUAGAUCUCCUCUAGAGCAGUGAUGUUUUGGGGCUGUUGCUGGGCAACACGGACUUUCAACUCCCUCCAAAGAUUUUCUAUGGGGUUGAGAUCUGGAGACUGGCUAGGCCACUCCAGGACCUUGAAAUGCUUCUUACGAAACCACUCCUUCGUUGUCCAGGCGGUGUGUUUGGGAUCAUUGUCAUGCUGAAAGACCCAGCCACGUUUCAUCUUCAAUGCCCUUGCUGAUGGUAGGCUUUGUUACUUUGGUCCCAGCUCUCUGCAGGUCAUUCACUAGGUCCCCCCGUGUGGUUCUGGGAUUUUUGCUCACCGUUCUUGUGAUCAUUUUGACCCCACGGGGUGAGAUCUUGCGUGGAGCCCCAGAUCCUACAAUGUGAUUUUCUGGAUUUUUUUUCUCAUUUUGUCUGUCAUAGUUGAAGUGUACCUAUGAUGGAAAUUACAGGCCUCUCUCAUCUUUUUAAGUGGGAGAACUUGCACAAUUGGUGGCUGACUAAAUACUUUUUUGCCCCACUGUACACGAUUGAACCAGUGUUAUAUGUGUCUUAAUAUUCUGUUUCUGUUAGGGAUUGGGAUGGGAACUUAACUCUCCUGUCUAGUUUAGGUUUCAUUCAAACCACAGUGUUCAUUUGGACUCAAACUUUAUUAUGACACAAACUACUGUGUUAAUCGGACUAUACUCUCAUGUCUAAAAUUGCACUUAUGAGGAAGUGAGAGAGACAGUAGACAAGCUGACGGAUACAUUGUACCAAUAGGGAAGGGUGAGGAAGCCCCAUUAGUAGGAGUCUCCCCAUCAGUAGGGAACGUUGAUGGAUACAUCCUGGAAAAUGGAUUUCUCCAUGCCUGAUGAUGGAUAGCGUUUUCUCCAUGAGCAACCAGUACACAGUGACACAUCCACCAUUGUUUCCCAGCAAGACAGAGGGCAGAGGAAAGUGACAUUAAUACUUACCCUAAAGAAGGACUCUAUUACAGAAAGAGGACAACUGGUGACAAAAGACUAGGACUUGAAAAUAAUGCUGCUUGGCAAUGGAACAGCAUGUUGGGUUUAGGUUCUUUAUGGCUACAUCUAGGCCAAGCUUUUGAUACAUCUACAAAAUGUGUAAAACAUUGUUCGCUGAGGACACCUGACAUUUGUUUGGAGUUUGCCAUGUUUUAAAGAAUUGCAACUAUGUUCAUGAUGUCAGCCAUGUUAUGUCAUUACUGAGUAUGUUAUAAACGGGGAUAAAAACAAUUAUUGUCAUUUUUACCACAUUAUUUAUUAUUAAAUACUUGGAAUUUU
Messenger RNA from Oncorhynchus kisutch (coho salmon), 7726 nucleotides. RefSeq names its product roundabout homolog 1-like. Lineage: Eukaryota; Metazoa; Chordata; Actinopteri; Salmoniformes; Salmonidae. Bases 603 to 5453 code for a protein of 1616 amino acids. The record is from RefSeq and is a predicted model, not a curated record. Gene Ontology annotation, molecular function: protein binding; axon guidance receptor activity. The transcript has 29 exons. Gene Ontology annotation, biological process: Roundabout signaling pathway; axon midline choice point recognition; axon guidance.